Molecule: messenger RNA, 508 nt
Organism: Nematostella vectensis (starlet sea anemone)
Lineage: Eukaryota; Metazoa; Cnidaria; Anthozoa; Actiniaria; Edwardsiidae
Product: NADH dehydrogenase [ubiquinone] iron-sulfur protein 6, mitochondrial
Exons: 5
Coding region: 7-375 (122 amino acids)
Biological process (GO): mitochondrial electron transport, NADH to ubiquinone
Source: RefSeq, a predicted model, not a curated record
UUCAAGAUGGCGGCCGCCUUACGGUUUUGCAGUCGUCGUGUUGUGAGGCAAGUAAACCUGCGAUCCGUCGUUGCCUUGCGUCAAAACCUACGAUGUAUGGCUACACCAGACACAGUGACACACACUGGACAGGUUUGGGAUGAUGCAGACUACAGGAAUGUCCGUUUUACCAACAGGGAGAAAGAGGUCAACCCCAAUUUUAGCAUAAACCUUGUUGCUGAGGAGCCACCAAUCAAGAUCAAAGGCAGAUCAGUGAACUGCGAUGGAGGUGGUGGGGCACUUGGACAUCCAAAAGUCUUCAUCAAUUUGGACCCAGAGGGCCCUCAUACUUGUGGGUAUUGUGGACUGAGGUUCAUCAGAGAUGAUCAUCACUGAAACCCUCUGCUUCUUGAGACCUUGUAGAUAUUGGGCUGUUGUACUCUUUCAAGCAGAUAUAACUUGUUAAUUAUUUUGUGGAGAUUGUAAUGUUCUACUGAUAAAUGAAAUAAAAUACCAAUUUUCUUCAAAA